CUAGCCUUCCUGCUGCCCUUUUUAUUCUUAUCUCCUCACCCUCGCGCUCUCUUCACCUCCCUUGACCCGUCGUCCCAUGCUAAAAGCCCAGGGUUAGGAGCUAGAGGUAAUCUCUCUCCCGUCUCUCCCCAGUGGGCGUGGGGGCGCCGCAUGGAAGCCAUGGACGUCAAGUACAAGCCCGUCAUGUUCCCCAACGGCGCCGGCCUCAAGAAGCCGAAGCCGGCGGCGGCCGUGGCGCUGGCCGGGGAGCCGCUGUACCGGGAGUGCCUCAAGAACCACGCCGCGAGCCUGGGCGGGCACGCCGUCGACGGUUGCGGCGAGUUCAUGCCCUCGCCGGGGGCCAACCCCGCCGACCCGACGUCGCUCAAGUGCGCGGCGUGCGGGUGCCACCGCAACUUCCACCGCCGGACGCUGGAGGGUUCCCCUCCGCCGCCCGCGCCCGCGCCGCUGGCGCUCCCGCCUCCGCCGAGCGUGAUGCACGGCCAGCCGCACCGCGCCCGGGAGGAGACGCCCGAGGACCGCCACCCGGGGGUCGUCGACGCCGACGACUCCGAUUCCGACUCGGAAGGCUCGGAGUACGACGAGGAGCGGUCGGUGUCCCCGCCGCCGCCGCCGCACCACCUGCUGCCGGCGCCGGUGGCGCAGCAGCCCCCGCCACCGUCCUACUUCCCGACGGCGCCGCACAUGGUGCUCUCGCUAGGUUCCGGCGUGCCCGGGCCCGCGGUGGCGGUAUCCCCGGCGCAGAGGCUGGCCCCGACCCAGCUGACGCCGUCCAGCGCGCCGCCCCACGCCGGGGGCGCGAUGCCCAUGCCCAGGAAGCGGUUCCGCACCAAGUUCACCGCCGAGCAGAAGCAGCGGAUGCAGGAGCUGUCGGAGCGGCUCGGGUGGCGGCUGCAGAAGCGCGACGAGGCCAUCGUCGACGAGUGGUGCCGCGACAUCGGCGUCGGCAAGGGCGUCUUCAAGGUCUGGAUGCACAACAACAAGCACAACUUCCUGGGCGGGCACAGCGCCCGCCGCAGCGCCUCCUCGCCCGCCCCCGCCCCCGCCGCCGCGUCGCUCCAAACCCCAGCCGCCGGCGCCGGCGCUGCUGCAGCACCGUCAUUCCACCCGUCCAGGAUCACCCCUCCCCCUCCCGUCCUCACCUCGUCCCCGACGGCCGCCACCGGCUUCAACAUCAACGGCGCCGCCUCGUCGGCGCCCACCGUCGCCACCGACUACACCACGGACAACGCCAACGGAGCUUCGUCGCCGCACUCCGCUUGAACUAGAGAAGGGAGAAGAGAGGAGGGGGGAAGGGAAGGGAGAGCGGAGAGAGAGAAACAUGUAGCUUAAUUUCAGUGAUCACUCGUUUUUUUUUUCUUUAGACUUCUUGCCAUCUACUAAGAAAUUAACCCCAAGAAAAAGCAUGCCGCUGUGCGCCAUGCCUAGAAAUCCAAGCUUCUUCCUCCCCUGUACUAGUACUGUAUGCUCUUGGGAUCCGAUGAUGAUGCUGAUGCUGAUUUAGGAUUAGAUUAUCUCAUCCCAUCCCCAACCAAAAAAGAGGUAGUAGCCUUCUUGGUGGUUGUUCUUGUCCUCUUUGAUUGAGCUCAACCAAGAGCCGUGCUCGUGGUCGGGAGCAAGGCAAGAGAGAGACAGGGUUCUUCCUUCUAGACUCCUAGGAGGAUCCCAUGCUGUUGUGCUGUGGCAUGUUGCGCG
Messenger RNA from Zea mays, 1695 nucleotides. Its product is annotated as Zinc-finger homeodomain protein 8. Bases 151 to 1263 code for a protein of 370 amino acids. Gene Ontology annotation, cellular component: nucleus. Gene Ontology annotation, biological process: regulation of DNA-templated transcription; regulation of developmental process. NCBI's taxonomy places the organism in Eukaryota, Viridiplantae, Streptophyta, Magnoliopsida, Poales, Poaceae. The transcript has a single exon. Gene Ontology annotation, molecular function: transcription cis-regulatory region binding; DNA-binding transcription factor activity. The record is from RefSeq and is marked validated.